AUGAGAUGUCCCUGGUUUUACUAUACAUUUUUUGAGACAGCCGCAAAAAAAUAGCGACGCUAAGAAAGAAGGAUGCAUCAUGAGGUUAAAAAGCUGGAGGAGAAUGCCGGGGGUAAAAAGAUCUAAAGAAUAUAGGAACUUUGGAGAAUUGCGCGAACUGUUUAUCUCUCUACUGGUUUUUUGAAAAGGUCUAAAGAUUCAAUAUCAAAGAAGCAGGUUAGAGGAUCGUUACAAGUGAGCAGCGUCUUUUCUUAAGAAACUAUUUAUAGUUUCAUUAUAUUGCCAGAAAAUAGAUUAAAGCUGUUCUGGGAUACAUGCUGCAGUGCUCUACUAUUCAUCUCUAUUAUUCAAGUCAUGUUCUGCAUUGCUUUUCAACUAAAGCCAUUUGAAAACGUUCGUGUAUUUGAAUUGGCAAUUGAUUGUAUUUUGAUAACUGACCAAUUAUUCACAUUUUUCACUUCUUACUAUUACAAAAAGAAGUUAAUUCACAAGCCAUAAAAAAUAAUAAGGAAAUACUUAACUGGGUUCUUUAUUAUUGACUGCUUUGCCAACAUGCCGAUGCUUUCAAUAACUAAAUGGUCUAAGUUAAACCAAGCAAGAACUGUUGAAUGGUUCUCAUUCCUUAAAAUAAUACUCUACAUUCUUCUAUUUAUUCAUUUUGAAGCAUGUCUACUCUCUUAUUUUGGUGUGGCUUUUGAUGAUUUUUCGUGGAUAGAUAUAUGGGGAAUAGAAAGAACAAACUUGGGGGAAAUAUAUCUAUGCGGACUUUACACAACCCUUGUUACUUUUGUAACUGUAGGAUACGGUGAUUUUUCUGCAACAACUACAUAUGAAUGUAUUAUCUUCAUGAGUUUAGAAUUAGCCGGCAUUAGUGUGUUUUCUUUAAUGAUAAGAACUGUCUAAAACUUCAUGUCAAAUCAUUCUCAAGCAAUCCUCAGUGAUAAAUAAGAUGGUUUAGAAACUUGGCUUAUUGCCCUUAACAGAAAAUCUAAAAAUACAUAAGUAAUUAGACCAAGAGACAUUAGAAGUAUACAAAGAUUCUUUGAGGUCUACUAUAGGAGAAGCCCUCUCUAUUAUUUUGACACCGAAUUUUAUAAUGAUCUAAGCAUCCAAGCUAAAAAUAAGCUUGUUAAGACCAUUACAAAGCCUUAUAAGAAGAUGUUUAAGUUUUUCUUUGAGGACCUUGAUCAUAGUUACAAAGCUAGCAAUGUAUUCGUAAGAGAUAUACUUGCAAGUUUAUUCCUACAAAUUUACGAACCUAAAAAGACCAUAAUUGCAUUCAAGGAAAAUGUGACAGAAAUAUCGUUUAUCUAUUAAGGUGGAGUAGUUAUAUAUGACAAAAAUACAGACAGAUCUAUUGUGUAAUACGGAUAAGGCUCCUACAUUGGUGAUUUCUAGAUAUUUUUUGAAAUAAGAUCUAACUUCAGAUAUGUAAGUGCUGAUGUGACCAUAGAUACUCAUCUAAUGUGUAUCAACAAGGAUAGACUAAUGACAAUUUUGAAAGAUCAUCCAACUGAGUAAUCGUUCUUAACUCUUAGAGCUAAGAAAAGGUACGUCAAUUUAAAAAAGAAUAGAAAUAUUGCGAGGAAAGAAGAGAUAUAAAAUCAUUUCAAAUAGUAAAGAUAGGUUGUUUAAAGAUUUGGAUCAUCAUAAAUGAAUGCUACGUAGUCAAAAAAGGAAGAUCAUCCCGAAAAUUUUAGUUUCAACCAAUUAAGUCUUCUUGAUGAAAAUACAAUAUUUGAUGCUCCUGAAUCUAUAGGUGAAAUUGAUCCCUAAUAAGAAACAGUAGAUGCAACUGAAGAGUAUUUUGGUGAAACUAAACUAGAGCUUGAACUUGAGAUAAGUGAUGAUGAGAGAAGCUAAGAGCAUUUUAGACAGCUUAAAUUGAAUGAGCAAAUGAGACUUACUGCUAAAAAAUAUGAUAGAGUUCGAAUUCAGCUUCAGAAAAUAAAUUCACUUACCUCAAGAUUAAAUGAAACAGUGGCUUAAUCUUAUAAGGAACUUAAUGAUGCAAUUUUACAGUAAUUGAUAAUGGGUAAAUCUGAUAAGCUUGAAAAUUUGAGAAGAACUAUUAGGUUUAGAAAUCAAAAUCUGAUUUAAGAGAUAGAGAUAACAAAAUCCAAAACAUAAAGUAUAAUAAAAAGACAGACAAUAGAUUUUGAUGAAGUAACCCUAUAAACUUCAUCUUUGCACACAGAUUCUAGCCUUAUAGAAGAAAUUAAAUCAAAUGAAACAGAUGAAGGUUAGAAUAGGGAUAGCGAUAGAGUAGUAGCAGAAUUCUAUGCAUUUAAGAAUCAUCUUGGAACAUAUAAAAAGAAAGGCCAAGUAUAAUUUGAUCAACUAAAGAAAGUUAAUUAUUUUAAGCAAAUGUACAUUGAAAAGAAAGAUAAAAAGAAAAUCUUGAAACACUAAUUAACUACUUAGCAUUCGUCUAAAAAGAAGAUAGUUCCCAAAAAGAUAUACUAUGGUGGAAAAGAAGGUGGCUGGUAUGGUAUUAAUUCUGACUCUGAGGAUUCCUGGUCUCUUUAAAAGAGAGAAGGAUCUGCAUCAAACUCAAUAAGGACUUCAUUUCAUUCAGAUUUAAGACAAAAUUCAUAGUUGAAUUAGUAACCAAGUUUGUAAGAAAUGGUAAAGGAUUUGAAUAGGAUAUCUCCUGAAAAUGAAUUAGAAAUCUAAACAAGGGAUAUGAGAAGGCUAUCAUAAAAGUAGAUAGAUGCUUAUAUAGUAAGAAGUAAUGCAAGCUAGAAUAUUUUGCUAGAUAAUUCAGCAAACUAGAGUGAAAACCAAGAUUAAUCUUAAAGAUUUAUUUCUCCUCGAGAUAAUGAUGACCUACUGAUUCUAGAGGAAUUCAAUUCUAUAACAAAGAGAGAUAAAUUGCAUAUAAACUAGAAACAGCCUAAAUUAAAAGAAGAUCUCAUCAAAUCGAGAAGCAAUACAAGUGCAAUAAUAAAGGAUGAACUUGAACAUUAAUAAAUUAAAGUAAAUAAGAUAUAGCUUACUGAAAAAAUGGAAUCUGAAGAGUAAUCUCAGACUUAGUAAACAAUGUAUAACCUGACACCUGCUCUGAGAAAUCCUUAAAGUGAAAAUUUUUCCUAUCAACCAUAGAAAGCAUUUACUAAAAUCCAAUAAAGCAAGAAAAUUCAGCCUAUUAAGACAAAUCUAUUAGAUAGAUAUCCAAAAUCCAAGAACUAUUGA
Messenger RNA from Stylonychia lemnae, 3195 nucleotides. The record is from the annotation of a GenBank genome assembly. Lineage: Eukaryota; Ciliophora; Spirotrichea; Sporadotrichida; Oxytrichidae.